Molecule: messenger RNA, 1693 nt
Organism: Anolis sagrei ordinatus
Lineage: Eukaryota; Metazoa; Chordata; Lepidosauria; Squamata; Anolidae
Source: RefSeq, a predicted model, not a curated record
UCUUAUAUUUGAAAAAUGAAGUUUAUGUCUGGAAUUCAUCGCAAUGCGCUGGCAUACUCCAUGACCACAUUGGGUGCUGGAAUGAUGAAUAGUAUCUUCAAUUUCUAUUAUGUUAAACUUUUUCUAAACCGAUACAAGAUCUCAGAAACCGCGUUCCAUCAAGCGCAGGUUGUUUUUAUGAUCUGGAAUGCCAUUAAUGAUCCUCUCUUUGGGUAUAUUCAAGACAACUCCAGAGUACCAUGCUGCUCUAGACGCCAGUUUUCCAUUCUAUAUGGCGCUCCGUUGUACGCUUUGGCCUUUCUGCUUCCUUGGUUUCCUUGGAAACAAUAUGGAGAAGAUGACUGGCUUAGCGGGCUUCAUCUUAUUGUUGCCUUGUGCGCUUUUGACGGCCUGCUUACAUUUGUUUUACUAGCACAAUGUGCACUUUUUGCUGAAAUUUCCACUCGACAUGAAAGUAGGCUCCAGCUGAUUAAGUAUAACCAGGUGGCGAGCUUAGUUGGAUCUACCAGUAUCCUUUUCUGUGGUUUAAUUACAGAUAAUAUGGAGAACUUUGUCUCUUUCCAAGCCUUUACAGUUUUAGUAGGAGUUAUCGCAACAGCUUGUAUGUGCUACACUGGACUCUACAGCACAACUGAGUAUGAACAAAAGGAGAUUCUUGCAGAAGAGGUUGUUUCAGAGAGUGCGGAGGGUUCUCUGUCUUGGUCUUCUAUAAUUUCGUUGACCAGGCAGAUCAUGACCCAGAAAAACUUCUUGCUUUUUGUGACCAUGAACUUCUUUCAAGUCUUCCACCUGGCCUUUUGCAACAAUUUCAUGAUGAUCUUUGCAGAUAAUCUCAUCCCCAAAGAAGUUCUUGCAUCUUCUGUCAGAAGUAUCAUGUACGGAGCAGGCUUUAUUUGUCCUCAGUGUCUUGUGCUCAUCAGUCAAACUUUGUUGCGGAAAUUUGGUUACUAUAAGAUUGUCCUAUAUUCCUUCUACUUGGAAGUGAUGGCUGCAGCUGCCAUGUUUUUUCUAGGUGUAGAACACUACUACCUUCUGGCUGCUUAUCUUACAGGAAAUAUGGUAAUUGUUCAAGCUGCCUUCAGUUUGUUUAAUCUGCCUUUGGCUGAUAUUGUGGAUGAAGAUUUAAAGAAAUAUAAAAGAAGAUCACCACUUUCUUCUAUGGUCUUUGGAACAAAUGCCCUGUUUACAAAACCAGCUCAGUCUUUAGCCCCUAUGCUUGUGGUUACAAUACUAAAUCAGUUUGGGUACGCACAACUGAAUAACAAAGCCAUCCAGCCUGACCCACAUUUGUUUUUAGGUCUCCAUGAUGCCAUGUUCUACAUGAUUUGCCUGAUUCCUCUCUGCAUUGCAGUCAUACAGAUUUUGACAUGGACACCCUUUUCUAUCCAGAAUAGCCACCUAAUGCACUAAGUUGUAAACAUGGCCUUCAAAGAACCAGACAGUGAAUUUCACACAAUAGCCAAUGAUAGCUGUGAACUUGAACACUGGGCCCUUUUGUAUCUUUGGAUAAAUAGAUCAGAUGCAACCUGAGCCAUUUAUUGGUUAAUUGUUAGCCCUGGAAAUUCAUUCACUAAGUACCUGAGUACCUUGACAUGAAGUAAGUAUCUCUUUUGAGCUGAGUGACUUGAAGAAGUUAGGGAUCUCCAAAAGACUUGAGGAGGACAUUUAAAAUACUAAUAUAUUAAAAUUAGUG